GGGGGAGGGAGUGGAGGAAAGACACUGGCGUACUGCCAAUGUUGACGAAAGCUGCUUAGCCCACCCUGUUGCCAUGGAUACAGUGAGCAGCAGCACCCUGCCUGUGUGUGUUAAAGAGAGAGAGAGAGGCGGAGAGGCAGAGGGAGAGAGAGGAACAGGGAGGAAUAUAGGAAUAGGGAGGAGGCAGAGGGAAAACCAGAGCACUUGCAUUAGAGUAAGUCAGAGUGGGAGUGAAAGAGCAGCAGACAGCAGGCUGGAGAGAGGGUGUGAGUGUAUGUGUUGCCAGCAAGACGGAGGAGACAGGCAACCAGAGCGAUACAAGGAAAGGAUAGAGUGGGAGUGUUGGAGCGUGAUAUAAUGGAGGUGCAGUCUGAAUGUGUGGAGCCUCCUGUAGCUUCUCAGUGUGACCCCCAGCCAACAGGGAAGAUCAACAAAGCUGCCUUCAAACUCUUCGGAAAGAGACGCAACGGCUCUGGAGUGGCUAGCUUCUUCUCUUUCAGAAACAAAGGGGCCACAAAUAACAAUGGAAAUUCUGACAAUAGGAAUUCUUUGAAUGGUAAUGCUUCAGCAGCAGCAGUGGACAUCAUCAGGAGCAGAACCCAUGAUGGACUUGCAAUCUCCAACAACGACACUGAUGACCAACGAGGAGAAGGACUCGCCCACCAGGAACCAGGACCGGUGAGGUCUCUCAGCAAAUCACUGAGUUUCUUUUCUCUACUCCGACGAGGGAGUUUUAGAUCGAGUGAAAAUGGGGGGUCAGGGUUUUCCAGAAGAGGGAGGAGCCUAAAGGGCUUUUUCAGCAGCAUGCGAUGGAGACGCAAAACAAUUGAAGGCAAUGGGGAAGAAGUUGAAGGUAACAAGGAAAAAGAUGAGGACAGUACCAGUUCGCAAAUGGCUAAGGAUAUCACCCUAACCCUUGAACCACCCCCACUUCAUCACCAAGAGGAUUGUAAGAACGGAGAAGUAGAAGCUGACCUCCAAGAGACAGAGACUCCUAUUGCUAGCAUUAACAUAACACCCCCACACUGUGUUGCCAUGACAGGUCCAUCUGUUGAGCCAGACUUCUCCCAUCCUUACUCUCCAACUGACUCUCCACUCCACGUGACUGUUCAAAAAGCCAAAGCCUCUGCUUCAAGUCUUACCCCCUCCCUCGCAACACCUCCUUUAGAUCGAUGCAGCACGGGCGACGCACCUUCGGAACCAUCAGUGGACAGACUCUGCUCUCUUCUCUUCACUGACGUCACAUCUCUCAAAAGCUUUGAUUCACUAACGGGCUGUGGCGACAUUAUUGCAGAUGCAGAUGAUGAUGGUCCGGGGGGUAACGGUGGCAGUGGCACAAGCAGCAGUAGCAGUGGGGGAGGAGGAGUAUCUGGGGGAGCAGGUGUUGGUAGAGCUUUUUCUACAUCACGUGGAUCCCCGUCCAAACCCCCUUUGCCACCCCAGCUCACCCAACACAUGUUUUCUGUUGCUUCAACCUCAGCCCCGGCCUCCCUCCCAGCACGUACCAGAGCACCACCUCCACCUCAGCAGCACCCACCUGGCAGUGGCGUGGUGGCUUAUAUGGGUGGAGGGGAGGAAAUGGCUAGUCCAGAGGGAGUGGAUGAUGCAGACAUGCAAGGACUUUGGCACAUGCUGCCUUCCACGGAGGAUAACUCUCCAGCCUUACCCAGAUCACAUCAGGCCCCCUCCACGACCCCCACAACUACUUAUAGCCCUCACACCAACCUUUCAGGCAGCCACCUUCCUCAAGCCCCCAGAAGUUCUGACAGAAAGAUACCCCAGGUCAAGGGGUUGGGGCUCAGUAAAAUACCAGUGGUUGGUGGAGCAAAUCGAGGUUCCAAGCCCACCCUCCCUCACACACAUAGUCGUCAUCCAACAUCUCCUGGGGACAAGGAGCUUCUCAGUGAUGAGGGCUACUGGGACACGCCCUCGGCAACACCCACAGCCACACCUGAUGAAAGUGGGCUGCAACGUAACCAGAGGAGAGCUCUCUCACGUGACAGCUGCUCUGGAGACCAGCUGUACGACCUCUACAAUGAUCCGGACGAUCAGGAAGAUAAUGAAGAGAAGGAUGGUGAAGAAGACCUCAACAGCACCCCAUCUCCAUCUACCGAAUACAAACUCAGUAGCCCCACCUCUCAGACAACUAUUCCUUCCUCCUCUUCCUCUUCCUCUUUCCAAAUGCUAAAAGGCAGCACCAACCUUCCACGGGAAUCCAAGAUCCCAGUAAGCAGCAGACAAAUGUCACCUACGUCCUCAGUCAGCCAGUCUGCUCUGUCAUCAGUUCUUGAAGCGGAACCGCUAUCACCAAAGACCGAGGCUCCUCCACCAGCUCGCACCAGAAUCCCUGUGUCAAAGGUGCCUGUCCGUCGUUCUGGAAACAAACCCAGCAGCAGAGGAAGUGCCCGCAAAAAGUAGUUUGCACCAGACUGGUUUUUCUCUCCAAACCUGUGGGAUAUUCCUACAGUACAGUUUUUGUAGGGCCACAAGGUUUUUCUCCACCCAGAAAGAGCUGUGGACAUAGCGGCCCGUAAAUUCCUUACAGAUCUUGAAAGCACUCACUCCACGAGUGUUCUAGCUUAUGGCAAAUAAAGAAAAAGUUUUUUUUUCUUCACAUGAGAAAGUCACAUGUGCCCUCCAAAAAUGCUGGGUUAACAUUUCAUGGCUUCAUAAAGUAACUUUGGAUGUUGACUCUUGACAAUCCAAGAAUUUGCUACAGACACAUUGCCUGUGACCUCUCUGGAAAACUGCUGACCUGCUGACACUUUCUGAUUCAGCUCCUGGCUGCAAAAGCAGAAAUAAAGGACCUUUGUUUAUGGGACUCUGUAUGGUAUAAUUUUCUCCUGUGCACCUAGUUGGAUCAAAGUCUUUUUUUCAUUCAACUUUGCUGAUUUGCUUAAUCUGUAACAGAUUACCUCCUAAUAAUCCGAUUUUUAUAGCCAAAGUUCUGAAAUUAUCCCUUUUCCAAAAAGGUUUUUUCAAAAUAGUUUUGAAGAAUCCAGGAAAAAUUUCACAUGACAACCACACCACCCUGGGGAACACUGUUUUUUUUUUUGUUUGUUUGUUUUUUUUUUUGUCUUUUUUAAAAGUCAAUCCUUUUUGACUACAAAAUGAACUAAAAUAUGUGAAUAAAUGAACACAACCACGGAACAGGAUCUAUUUUGCAACUCCAAAAAUCAGACGAGCUUCAGUGCAGAAGGUCACGUUAGGUUUUUGAAGAAAGACCUUCACUUUGUUUCUGGAAGGACUUCAACAAGAUGCUAAUCUCUGGGAUUUACAGCUGUUUGGUUACACUAUCGCAAUACUUCACAAGGACAACGACAGCACCCACACAUAAAUACACUCACUUGUUCACACACACACACACACUCUCUAUAUCACACAAAAAAUAUCUCUUUCUUUGCAUGGAGUGCUACACAUGGGGCACGAAAGUCAGGAAAAUCAUCACACACUGACCUAUCAUGAACAUAUACACAUUGUCUUUAGCCUCUGGCUCUGUCUUUGUAGCUACACUGGAUAACUCUCUUCUCAUUUGUCAUGUUCACAAAGAGAUGAUCUUUUUUAGCUGACAUUUCUUCACUGGAUUUCAUAUUUCAUUUGUUUUUUUAUAAACAGUCAUACUGCACAGAUCCUAAACUGUGAUUGCACCAGCUUUUUAAUACACUGCUGACACCUACUCCCUUCUCUGUCUGUAGUACCUGUUGUAAAACCACAGUGUGGGAACUGCCAUGGCUGUGUAAGAAUCUGAAUGUAGCCGAUGUCGUUGUAGGUUGGCAUACAGUAUAUUUCCUCAUGUCAGUUUUGUUUGCUUCUUUGUCCCCCUUCUUUCGUUGGGGGUCAAGACAAACGGUGGAAUUCACUGUUUACCAAGCUGCCCACGCUCCGAAAAACAGACACACUAGUCUGCAGUGUUCGCAGCCUUGCGAAGCCCACUUGUAAUACGAAUGACCAGUGUGUGAUGCAGUCAUGAAAGGCCUUUGUCAGUGAUCCACUGAGGCAAGUUACAGAGGGCAAAGUGCCUCCCCCUCUACCCUCUUAUCUUUUAGUACAAGAGAGAUUUUCAUAGACAACUGGAGAUCAUAUUAGUUUUCUCUAAUCCAAAACCACAAGGGUUCCAGUGACUCUGCGGGUCAUUCUGCAGCGUGAAAGCUUUCUGUUUCAUUUACAGCACGGUGAUUGAUCCAAAACACUGCACCAGGUUCAAAUAUCUUUGUAGGCUCUGAAGGAAAGAGUAAACUGACCCCACGUCUGCAGUGAGACUAUUUCUUGUCAAAUAUAAAGGACGGAGACAAUGGUCAACAGGGUAAAAGGAAAAUGAUAACGACUGUUAUUUUUGGGUUGGGUUUUUUUUAAAUUUGCCGUACUAUCAGUUUCACUGUUCUUGCCCAAAAUGAGCGGGGGCGGGGGGGAAGAAUGUGCCAUAGAGUAAGAUGAUAAGAGACUUUUUCAUCUUAGAUGAAAAUGUUGUCAUGAAAAGUUGACCCACCCAAGAGACUGCUGAGAUACAUUAGGGAACAUCAGAAUUAUAAUAUGAAAUUUUAUUUUAAAUAAUGAGUUUUUUUUUAAGUUAAUGCUGAUUAAAAUGCCACCAAGUUUGGGAUAUUUUGGACGUUUUUGUUUCUAAGGAAUGACAUUUAAAUGUCAUUCCAAUUUAAAUGUGACUUAUCCAGUACUGUGAUCAACAAGUUGUGACCAACAAGACUGAGUGACUGCACCUUUGGCUUCCUUUUCUUGUUUUUCUUUUCUUUUUCACCUGGUCAAUAAUUAUCUACUGGCUGACCGAUUAUAAACCUGGAUCUGUGUGUGACCAUUGCUUGGAAAAUACGUUGUUUUUCUAUUCUUUGAAUCACUUAUUUUACAGUGUAACAACCUUCCAUUUUUCAUAUUUGAUGAAUAAAACAGUUUUUGCGCUGA
Molecule: messenger RNA, 4914 nt
Organism: Cynoglossus semilaevis (tongue sole)
Lineage: Eukaryota; Metazoa; Chordata; Actinopteri; Pleuronectiformes; Cynoglossidae
Gene: amer2
Product: APC membrane recruitment protein 2
Exons: 1
Coding region: 358-2418 (686 amino acids)
Biological process (GO): regulation of canonical Wnt signaling pathway
Cellular component (GO): plasma membrane
Molecular function (GO): beta-catenin binding; phosphatidylinositol-4,5-bisphosphate binding
Source: RefSeq, a predicted model, not a curated record